CAAUAGUGAAGCAAGGAAGCAAAGAGGCUGAUUAAUUUCCGAGGAGGAGGAGGAGGAAGGCUGAAUCGUGGCGAGGACGCAAGACAAAGAAAGAGGGUCCGGUGACCUUUGAGGAGGAGGAGGCAGCAGCUGUGCAUUUCACGGAGGAGGCGUGGGCUCCGCUGGAUCCGGGCCAAAGCGCUCUGCACAGGGAAGCCAUGGAGGAGAAUUAUGAGAUUGGAGCCUCUUUCAAGAUCCAAACCAUAUACUCUGGCCCUUUUCUGUCUCUUCCCGAUGCCAGCAUUGAUAUUUGCAAGUACAUUCUCAAGCUACGACACUGAAAAGCUUAUGGGAGCAUUUCUGGCUACAUGAAUAUCUUGCGGUGGCUUCACUCUUAAUCUCCAUGGAGAAAGGUUUCCUCCAGAAUUGUAAAUGUGAAGUGCAGCCCUGCUCCCUUUUGGAGGAGGAGGAGAAGGAGGGUGAAGCUCUCAGGGCUGGUUUUCACUCUCUUUGUGAUGAGAUGAUGUUGUCCAAAUGAAAACAGAUGGGUUGGCUGAGUUCCACGGUGUCCUCCCCAACUGGCAGUUCAGGUUGGGCGUCAUAUCCAGUGAGCGCAUGUUCCCAAGUGCCAGGCUGACCCUGCUGGGACCACAUGGCUCUGUCUUCUUCAGCGGGUGCAGGAGUUAACAUGUUCCAAACAAUCCCUCCUCUUAGCUACAAAUGGCUUGACUUGGAAUGGCUGAAUAUCUUGUGGUCAAAAGUAACUAGUCCUGUAUGUUUCCUUGGAAGAAUCGGAGCUCAAUUCCUGUUUGGAAGACGGAGAGGAUGUUCUUAUUCAGGUUCCCAAAGAGGAGGAAGAGGAUGAGACCUCAGCAGAACCAGACCUCAUUUCGUGUUGGGAAGAAGAAGAUCCGGUGAUGCAGGAACCCAAAGAAGAGGAGGAGACCUCAGCAGGAAACAUCUCAGGGGUCAAGGCUGAGGGAGAACCAUCUGAAGUAUCACUGGAAAAAGCUGAGGAGCAGGUGCAGGAGCAGAAACUGAGGAGUCAAGAUGGAGCAAAGAGACAAGAGGAGAGAGAAACUCACACAGGAGACAAACCUUAUGAAUGCUUCAAAUGUGGAAAGAGCUUCAGGUGGCAUAGCACCCUUACGGUGCAUCAAAGAACUCACAUAGGGGACAAACCUUAUCAAUGCUUGGAGUGUGGAAAGAGCUUCUGUCAGAGUGGCCAGCUUACUUCACAUCAAAGAACUCACACAGGAGACAAACCUUAUAAAUGUUCUGUGUGUGGAAAAAGCUUCAGAUGGAAUAGCGCCCUUACGAUGCAUCAAAGAACUCACACAGGAGACAAACCUUAUAAAUGCUUCGAGUGUGGAAAGAGCUUCAUUAACAGUAGCACCCUUACUUUGCAUCAAAGAAUUCACACAGGGGACAAACCUUAUAAAUGUUUCGAGUGUGGAAAGAGCUUUAGUCAGAGUAGCCACCUUACUUCGCAUCAAAGAACUCACACAGGGGACAAACCUUAUCAAUGCUUGGAGUGUGGAAAGAGCUUCAGCUUGAGCAGCACCCUUACUUCACAUCAGAGAAGUCACACAGGGGACAAACCUUAUCAGUGCUUGAAGUGUGGAAAGAGCUUCAGCUUUAGUAGCACCCUUACUUCGCAUCAAAGAACUCACACAGGGGACAAACCUUAUACAUGCUUGGAGUGUGGGAAAAGCUUCAGUCAGAGUAGCCACCUUACUUCGCAUCAAAGAACUCACACAGGAGACAAACCUUAUCAAUGCUUGGAAUGUGGAAAGAGCUUCAGUGACAGUAGCACCCUUACUUCACAUCAAAGAACUCACACAGGAGACAAACCUUAUAAAUGUUUGGAGUGUGGAAAGAGCUUCAGUCGCAGUAGCACCCUUACUUCACAUCAAAGAACUCACACAGGAGACAAACCUUAUAAAUGCUUUGAGUGUGGAAAUAGCUUCAGUGAAAGUAGCACCCUUACUUCGCAUCACAAAACUCACACAGGGGAGAAACCUUAUAAAUGCUUGGUGUGUGGAAAAAACUUCAGACGGAAUAGCGCCCUUAUGGUGCAUGAAAGCAGUCACACAGGGGACAAACCUUAUCAAUGCUUGGAGUGUGGAAAGAGAUUCAGUCAGAGUAGCAACCUUUCUUCGCAUCAAAGAACUCACACAGGGGACAAACCUUAUCAAUGUUUGGAGUGUGGAAAGAGCUUCAGUCAGAGUAGCCACCUUACUUCACAUCAGAGAACUCACAGAGGGGAGAAACCUUAUCAAUGUUUGGAGUGUGGAAAGAGCUUCAGUCACGGUAGCACCCUUACUUUGCAUCAAAGAACUCACACAGGGGACAAACCUUAUCAAUGCUUGGAGUGUGGAAAGAGCUUCAGUCAGAGUGGCCACCUUACUUCACAUCAAAAAACUCAUACAGGGGACAAAGCUUUUAAAUGCUUCACCUGUGGAAAAAGUUUCAGGUGGAAUAGCGCCUUUAGACGACAUCAAGGAACUCACACAGGGGACAAACCUUAUAAAUGCUUCGAGUGUGGAAAGAGCUUCAGUCAGAGUGGCCACUUUUCUUUGCAUCAAAGAACUCACACCGGGGACAAACAUUAUCAAUGCUUGGAGUGUGGAAAGAGCUUCUUUCAGAGUGUCCAGCUUACUUCGCAUCACAAAACUCACACAGGAGACAAACCUUAUAAAUAUUUCGAGUGUGGAAAGAGCUUCAGUCAGAGUGGCCACCUUACUUCACAUCAAAGAACUCACACAGGGGACAAAUCUUAGGAGUUGCACUCUUGGCUCAGGAGAGAGAGAACAGAGACAAAGAUGUCUCCUGUGAUGUUCCUAUAUUAAUGUAUAUAUGGUGUGUUGUUGUUUUAGAAGAUACAUGGUAAGUGGAGUGAAAGAGGAGGGGGAGUGAAUGGGCAGUAGAAUGCGAGAUGAUUGGCUGAGUGUUUAAAAUGGCUGAAUGUAUAAAAGGAAGAGUGAGAGUGGAAUCGGGGGGGAGAAGAGAACUGAGUGGAUUGCUUGGUGGGGUUUGAGAGAGUUGUUUGCCAGGAGAGAGUGGAGAAGGAGGGAGGUGGAGUUCGGAUUAGUAUUGAGUAAAACCAUAUGCUUAUGUGCCUUAAGAAGAAAUCUUGUUAAUCUUGUUAGCUUUGUUAUCUGUAAUAAAUACUUAAUUUGGUUUACCAAAGGCCUGAUCCUUGGCUGGGGUUUCACAGACCAGAAGGGAGGGUAAGGUAAUGACCAGGGCUGAAGGGGAACUGUAACAAAUGGUGGCAGCGGUAAAGAGAAUAACAAUACCAGUAUUCAGAGUCUCUGGGAAUACUAAUAUUGGGACGUUACUGGUGGUUGCCUAGCAGGGGGAUCUGUUGAGAUCUGUGCUAGAGCGGAUAGGUAAACCAUAAGAGAGUGCGGUCUGGACUGGUGGAGUCCCUGGUGGUGCCUAGAGACAGGCAGUAACCACGAGCAGGUAGGAACCUGACAGGGAGAGCCAGGGAAGGACGCCUCACAUCUCUCUCUCAUACAGUGGAGAAGGGAAGGGAGGAAAGGGCUGAAGCAGGAGGAGCAGAUCAGCUUCCCUGAGCAUAUUAGUUUACAAGGAAGGAAGUCAGUCAGAGUAUCCCAGAUAAAGAUCACUCUAUCUCCCUUCUGGAAAAUAAAAGAACAAAACAGGAGUUGCGGGGGCGUGACUUGUGGAGCUGUGCAAUGGCUGCCUAAUCUCCCUGCUCUGCUUCCCCCUGGAUUAAAACAACCCCAAAAUAGCACUAAAGACUCACUGAAAACUCUGAAACCCCUCUGGGAAUGAUUCCGACCCCUCCUAGAAAUAAAGAAGGAGAUUUAACGGGCUAUUUUAAGCCACUAGACACAGACGGCCCAAGUGCAGCUAAGAAGCCUGCGUUAGACAAUAUGGCUCCAGGCCAAUCAAGGACAGCUAAGAUGACACCUCAAGAGAUAGGAGCUAAUGCCCCACUAUCAAGAGAAGACUUGAUGGCUCAAUUAAAAUUCUUUAAAACAGAUAUGGAAGAUAGCUGGAAUGUUGCCCUGAAGCCUUUACAAGAUAAAAUUGAGGCAUUUGGUGAGCGACUUGAUAACAUAGCAGCCUCAGCAUCGGAGGCUUUAGGUUUGGGCCUAACAAAUGCAGAGGACUUUUCAAUUCUAAAGCGGGAAAAUCAAAUUAUCAAAAAUAAGCUUGAGGAAUUACAAAACCUCGCAUGUCGCUCAAAUGUUCGUUUUAGAGGAAUUAAAGAAGGAGCGGAGGAACAUUCUCCCUCAAUGGCAUCAUUUAUUACCGCAUGGUUGACUACCAUUAUCCUAAAAUUCGAACUAGAAAUAUCUGUGGGCUAUAGGUACAUUCUUAAAUCGCAACAGCUAAUUAUUCCCUUACUGGCCCCUCUCUCACAUGAACAUGAAUAUUUCUGGCUGGAAUACCUCCUAGGUGAUACAUCUCCAAAAAUCACUUCACAAGUAGCAAAGUUUACCGUGGCUGCUCAAAAUUUAAGGUGCAAUACUCUAAAAAGUCUUUUUAAUUUAAAUAGUGCAAUACAAUAAAUCUUAAAUUGGAUAAACUGAUGUCAUCCUAAUUUUUUGAGAUGAAUAUCACUAUACAGCUGAAACUCAUGCUCGAGCUAUAGGAAAGUCAAUUAGAAAUGCAUAGUUUUGAGAUCUCUCUAUUUAUCUUAAACUUAUUUUUAUUUAAUUGUCUUAAAGUGUUAUAUAAUAUUUAUU
This is a messenger RNA of Rhineura floridana, 4706 nucleotides long. RefSeq names its product zinc finger protein 883-like. The record is from RefSeq and is a predicted model, not a curated record. Lineage: Eukaryota; Metazoa; Chordata; Lepidosauria; Squamata; Rhineuridae. Gene Ontology annotation, biological process: regulation of transcription by RNA polymerase II. Bases 897 to 2762 code for a protein of 621 amino acids. The transcript has 5 exons. Gene Ontology annotation, molecular function: DNA-binding transcription factor activity, RNA polymerase II-specific; RNA polymerase II cis-regulatory region sequence-specific DNA binding.